AUGUACAAAAGCACCCACGCCAUGGCGAAGCUCUUCUUUCUGGCCACCUCUACUCCGAUUCUUGUUCACGCAGGAAUACCUCGCCUUGAGAUCGUCAACGGCUGUCCUCAUGAGACAAUUUGGAUCGCACACCUGGCCAACGUUGGGAUUGGGCCCGGACCCAUCAACCACGCUAUUCCACCUUUAGGCAACAUGAUUUUCGACGAGACUGAGACUGACCAGCUUGCUGGAGCACGCUACUGGCCAAAGAUGGGUUGUGAUCAGGAUGGGAACAACUGCAUGUUGGGUGGUUCGGGCGGUCCUGGACAGCACUGUAAUCAGCUGAAGCCCGACUACUCUCUGUGCCAGCCGCCAAUCGACACCAAGUUUGAGGCCACCUGGGGCAAGAAGGGGGAGCCGUGCAAUCCCGCCAAUCCUGCCCAAAUGGCUGGCUGUGACUUCAUUGACAUGAGCUUGGUCGAUGGCUUCACGCUGCCUUUCAAGCUGGACAUAGUUUCCGGGCAGUGCACUGGGCAGGCGCCUCAACCUGUCACAAGCUUGGAUUGCAGCGGUCUCUCUGUGGACAAGUGCCCGGUCGACGACAACCUGGGCAAGGGACCCACCAACAUGCAGGCGAUCAACCCCAAGAUCAACAAGCCCGUCGGUUGUUACGCUCCAUGCCUGAAGCUGAUUGACCCCAAGUGGAACAACGGGCAGGCCCAGGGGAAGACCCGCAUGGACCCAGAUGUGACCAAGUACUGCUGUACCACGCCGCCGGAAAAUUCCGGAACCUGCAAUGCCGGGCCCUUGCCGCAAACAAAGUACGUCCAGACGGUGCACCAGUUCUGCCCUGGUGUGUACGCCUUCGCCUACGAUGAUGGCCAGGGCUUAAUGCGCUGCACAUAUGGCCAGUACAGGCUCACGUUCAUGUGCCCUGGCAUCCCGUUGACGGAGCAGAAGUUCGAGAAGCUCGAGGAGGUCAAGGAUUCGGACCUGCUCUUCUCCUUCGGCGGCGCCCUGACGUUCGUUUUGUUUGCGGCCGUCCUGGGUGUGGGCCUGGCUGUGGCUGCGUUCAAAAACUUCCGCUUCCGGGACCGCCUUGGCUGGAUGCCCGGGACCCGUUCGCGGAGCUCCAUGGAUUUGAUUCUUCCACCAGAGUGA
Molecule: messenger RNA, 1140 nt
Organism: Symbiodinium natans
Lineage: Eukaryota; Dinophyceae; Suessiales; Symbiodiniaceae
Source: the annotation of a GenBank genome assembly